GGUCCCCGGUGUCCCGGGGCCGGGCGCUGCCCGCUGUCCCCUCAGGUGUCCCCGCUGUCCCCAGGUGUGGCCCGGACAGGGGGGGCGGCCGGGCCCCCCCCGGCGAGACCCCCCCCAGGCCCCGCCAGCGCUGACAGGCCGCCAUGGCGGAGGCCGGGGGGGGUUUCGGGCUGGCGCUGCCGGAGCUGCGGGCGCUGAUGGAGCUGCGCGGCCCCGAGGCGCUGCUGAGGCUGCAGCGCGACCUGGGGGGGGUCCCGGGGCUCUGCCGCCGCCUGCGCACCUCCCCCACCGACGGGCUGUCCGAGGCCCCCCCCGAGCUGGAGCGCCGCCGCCGGGCGUUCGGCCGGAACUGGAUCCCCCCGCGGCGCCCCAAGAGCUUCGCGGCGCUGGUGUGGGAGGCGCUGCAGGACGUCACCCUCGUCAUCCUCGAGGUGGCCGCGCUCGUGUCCCUCGGGCUGUCCUUCUACGCCCCCCCCGGCGCCGCCGAUGAAGCGUGCGGGCAGGCGGCGGGCGGCGCGGAGGACGCGGGCGAGGCGGAGGCGGGCUGGAUCGAGGGCGCGGCCAUCCUGCUCUCGGUGGCCUGCGUGGUGCUGGUGACGGCGUCCAACGACUGGAGCAAGGAGCGGCAGUUCCGCGGGCUGCAGAGCCGCCUGGAGCGCGAGCAGCGCGUGGCCGUGCUGCGCGGGGGCCGCCUGGCGCAGCUGCCCGUGGCCGACCUGGUGGUGGGCGACGUGGUGCAGGUCAAGUACGGUGACCUCCUGCCGGCCGACGGGGUCCUGAUCCAGGGCAACGACCUCAAGAUCGACGAGAGCGCCCUGACCGGGGAGAGCGACCACGUGCGCAAGUCCCCGGAGCAGGACCCGCUGCUGCUCUCGGGUGAGGGGCGCCGGGGUGGAAACCCCCGGCCACUUGGCUUUGAAAUUUUAAAUGUUGGACACAAGGUGAGGACAUGGAAAAUGAUGAAGGACAACAACCUGGUGCGGCACCUGGACGCCUGCGAGACCAUGGGCAACGCCACGGCCAUCUGCUCGGACAAGACGGGCACGCUGACCACCAACCGCAUGACGGUGGUGCAGGCCUUCGUGGGGGGGUCCCACUUCAGCGCCCCCCCGGCGGCCGCCGCGCUGCCGCCCCCCACGCUGGAGCUGCUGGCCCAGGCCAUCGCCAUCAACAGCGCCUACACCAGCAAGAUCCUGCCCCCCGAGGCCCCCGGGGCGCUGCCCCGCCACGUGGGCAACAAGACGGAGUGUGCCCUGCUGGGGCUGGCGCUGGCGCUGGGCCGCGACCCCGAGGCCGAGCGGGCGCAGGUGCCCGAGGAGCACCUGGUCAAGGUGUUCACCUUCAACUCGGAGCGCAAAUCCAUGAGCACGGUGACGCGCCGGCCGGGCGGGGGGUACCGGCUGCUCUGCAAGGGCGCCUCCGAGAUGGUGCUGCGCAGGUGCAGCUCGAUGCUGGACGCGGGGGGCUGCCCGCGGGCGCUGGGGGGCCCGGAGCGGGAGGAGCUGCUGCGGCGCGUGGUGGAGCCGAUGGCGGCGGGGGGGCUGCGGACCCUCGCCCUCGCCUUCCGCGAUUUCCCCGCCCGGCCCGAGCCCCCCUGGGACGACGAGGCCGCCGUGGUCGGGGAGCUCACCUGCAUCGCCAUCGUGGGCAUCGAGGACCCCGUGCGGCCCGAGGUGCCCGAGGCCAUCCGGAAGUGCCAGCGCGCGGGGAUCACGGUGCGGAUGGUGACCGGCGACAACCUGGACACGGCGCGCGCCAUCGCCGCCAAGUGCGGGAUCCUCCCCGCGGGCGGCGGCGGCGACUGGCUGUGCCUGGAGGGGAAGGACUUCAACCGGCGCAUCCGCAACGACCGCGGCGAGGUGGAGCAGGAGCGCCUGGACAAGGUGUGGCCCAAGCUGAGGGUCCUGGCGCGGUCGUCGCCCACCGACAAACACACCCUGGUGAAAGGGAUCAUCGACAGCACCAUCGGGGACCAGCGCCAGGUCGUGGCUGUCACCGGCGAUGGCACCAACGACGGCCCCGCCCUCAAGAAGGCCGACGUGGGGUUCGCCAUGGGCAUCGCGGGCACGGACGUGGCCAAGGAGGCCUCGGACAUCAUCCUGACGGACGACAACUUCUCGAGCAUCGUCAAGGCCGUCAUGUGGGGCCGCAACGUCUACGACAGCAUCGCCAAGUUCCUGCAGUUCCAGCUCACCGUCAACGUGGUGGCCGUCAUCGUGGCCUUCACCGGGGCCUGCAUCACCCAGGACUCUCCGCUGAAGGCGGUGCAGAUGCUCUGGGUGAACCUGAUCAUGGACACGCUGGCGUCGCUGGCGCUGGCCACGGAGCCGCCCACGGAGGCGCUGCUGCUGCGCCGGCCCUACGGGCGCGACCACCCGCUGGUGUCGGGCACCAUGCUGCGCAACAUCCUGGGCCACGCCGCCUACCAGCUGCUGGUCAUCUUCACCCUGCUCUUCGCCGGUCAGUGACACGGACAGGGG
This is a messenger RNA of Passer montanus (Eurasian tree sparrow), 2480 nucleotides long. Its product is annotated as plasma membrane calcium-transporting ATPase 3-like. The coding region runs from base 144 to 2468 and encodes 774 amino acids. The record is from RefSeq and is a predicted model, not a curated record. Gene Ontology annotation, molecular function: ATP hydrolysis activity; P-type calcium transporter activity; ATP binding. Gene Ontology annotation, cellular component: intracellular membrane-bounded organelle; membrane. The transcript is spliced from 13 exons. Gene Ontology annotation, biological process: regulation of cytosolic calcium ion concentration; calcium ion transmembrane transport. Lineage: Eukaryota; Metazoa; Chordata; Aves; Passeriformes; Passeridae.